Messenger RNA from Hipposideros armiger (great roundleaf bat), 1001 nucleotides. RefSeq names its product prohibitin 1 (gene PHB1). Gene Ontology annotation, cellular component: mitochondrion; membrane. The record is from RefSeq and is a predicted model, not a curated record. Bases 105 to 845 code for a protein of 246 amino acids. The transcript has 8 exons. NCBI's taxonomy places the organism in Eukaryota, Metazoa, Chordata, Mammalia, Chiroptera, Hipposideridae. Gene Ontology annotation, biological process: mitochondrion organization.
GGGAAGAGGAGGAGUUGCCGGGCGCGUGCGCAGUAAGUGUGGCUGUGGAAUUCAUGUGGAGGUCAGACUGGAAGCAGGUGUGAGGGGGCCCAGCAGAAGGAGACAUGACUGCCAAAGUGUUUGAGUCCAUUGGCAAGUUCGGCCUGGCCUUGGCCGUUGCAGGAGGCGUGGUGAACUCUGCCCUGUAUAAUGUGGACGCUGGGCACAGAGCUGUCAUCUUUGACCGAUUCCGCGGAGUGCAGGACAUCGUUGUAGGGGAAGGGACACACUUUCUUAUCCCUUGGGUACAGAAACCAAUUAUCUUUGACUGCCGCUCUCGACCACGGAACGUGCCAGUAAUCACUGGUAGCAAAGAUUUACAGAAUGUCAACAUCACCCUGCGCAUACUUUUCCGGCCAGUUGCUAGCCAACUUCCCCGCAUCUACACCAGCAUCGGAGAGGACUAUGACGAGCGAGUGCUGCCAUCCAUCACUACAGAGAUUCUCAAGUCAGUGGUGGCUCGCUUUGAUGCCGGAGAACUCAUCACCCAGAGAGAGCUGGUCUCCAGACAGGUGAGCGACGACCUUACGGAGCGAGCCGCAACCUUCGGCCUCAUCCUGGACGACGUGUCCUUGACGCAUCUGACCUUCGGGAAGGAGUUCACAGAAGCGGUAGAAGCCAAACAGGUGGCCCAGCAGGAAGCGGAGAGGGCCAGAUUUGUGGUGGAAAAGGCCGAGCAGCAGAAGAAGGCGGCCAUCAUCUCUGCCGAGGGCGAUUCCAAGGCUGCUGAGCUGAUCCUUGCUCGCUCUCGGAACAUCACCUACCUGCCGUCCGGGCAGUCGGUGCUCCUCCAGCUGCCCCAGUGAGGCCUGCCCUGCCUGCACCUCCUGGGCCAUCUGGGCCAAAGCCCGAGGAUUCUUAACACCACCUUCCUUCCACCCCCACCCCAGAAUCACUGUGAAAUUUCAUGAUUGGCUUAAAGUGAAGGAAAUAAAAGUAAAAUCACUUCAGAUCUCUAAUUA